Messenger RNA from Aspergillus ibericus CBS 121593, 867 nucleotides. RefSeq lists its product as uncharacterized. The transcript has a single exon. The record is from RefSeq and is a predicted model, not a curated record. Bases 37 to 828 code for a protein of 263 amino acids. Lineage: Eukaryota; Fungi; Ascomycota; Eurotiomycetes; Eurotiales; Aspergillaceae.
UCCUGAUCAACGUCCACCACAUCUCCCAAUUCCAACAUGACAACCGCUUCAUCCCCAGACGGGAUUCCUCCCCGCACCUCGAGCCCAGGCCCAGAUCACGACAACUCCCUCCCAUCCGAACCCGCAACCACCUCAGCAACCGCAACGGCCCCAGCAUACUCACCCAUCUACGCCGCCGCGCAAGCCAGCGAUCUCCCACCACAAACCGGCUCCUCAUCAUCCUCACCAUUAGCUACAUCUACAUCUCCAUCCACCCUCCCCGCUCCAACAACCACCACCAUCACCACCAAUCCCCCAUCUACCACCUCCCCUCCACCACCCCAACCCGGCGCCCACCCAGUCCCUCCUCCUACCUCUACCUCCACCACAAACCCAGCUCCAACAUCCACCACAUCCUCUAUCCCUCCACCCCCGAAAGCAGGCGACAUACCCGCACCACAUCCUACAAUCACUCAUCCCCCUGUCCCUCAACCCACCUCCCCGGAAAACCCCCCCAACCCAACCCCCACCUACGGCACCUACGGCAGCUACGGCACCUAUGGCAGUUAUGACCCAACCCCAAACUCCACAACAACCCCCUACUCAACCCUCUACCAGCCCCCUACCACCACCGCCGCCACCACUGGUAUCAGUCCUAAUCCUGGCAUCGCAGGCCACGGACAACUACCAUACUAUGAACCCGGUUCCUCAGGACAAGUGGCGGUAGAUGAGGAUGAAGGGGAGGGAUGGGUCGCUGGGGCGAAGGGGUGGUUGAGAUCGGCGGGGAGGAAGUUAGGGGAGGUGGAGGCUGAGGUGUGGAGGAGGAUUAAUGAGGUUCAUGAUCGGUGAAUUUGUUUCAUCUUUCAUUAUCUUGAGUGGGGUUUGGUG